Molecule: messenger RNA, 2783 nt
Organism: Sorex araneus (European shrew)
Lineage: Eukaryota; Metazoa; Chordata; Mammalia; Eulipotyphla; Soricidae
Gene: PKNOX1
Product: PBX/knotted 1 homeobox 1
Exons: 13
Coding region: 400-1707 (435 amino acids)
Biological process (GO): angiogenesis; regulation of transcription by RNA polymerase II
Molecular function (GO): DNA-binding transcription factor activity, RNA polymerase II-specific; RNA polymerase II cis-regulatory region sequence-specific DNA binding
Source: RefSeq, a predicted model, not a curated record
CGGCCACGGCGCGCGCCGGCGUCGCCCUCCUCCCAUUGAGCGAGGCUGUGUCGCGUGGCCCGGCGUCGGCGUGACGGUUGGACGCGGGCGCGGCACUGCGGGUCCCGAUUGCUGCAGCCGCUUGUCAGUGUGAUGAAGAUUGGCACCCAGUGCAGCGGGCUGGAAGCUUCUAGAACCAGGUCCCUGCAUGCCCACUUCCUAAUCUGCGGUUUGGAUAGAAGGUUCUUGAACACACGAAGUCCAAGCACGUCAGCCUUGCGGCACCUCUCUCCCCUACAGGCCCCAGAAGCGGCUGCACUCCGCCCCUCUGCAGGACCUGCGGCUUGGCCCCGGGCUCACGCAGAUGCCCUGCGCUUCGGAUGCACGAUGAUGUGACGUGGGACCCGGGCAUCGCGCACCAUGAUGGCAACACAGACGCUGAGCCUAGACAGCUACCAGGACGGGCAGCAGAUGCAGGUGGUGACAGAGCUGAAGACAGAGCAGGACCCCACGUGCUCCGAGCCCGAUGUGGAAGCCGUGAGCUCACCGCCCGUGGGCUCCCAGACCCCCAUGGACGCCGACAAGCAGGCCAUCUACAGGCACCCCCUGUUCCCGCUGCUGGCCCUGCUCUUCGAGAAGUGCGAGCAGUCCACGCAGGGCUCCGAGGCCACCACAUCCGCCAGCUUCGACGUGGACAUCGAGAACUUUGUGCGGAAGCAGGAGAAGGAGGGGAAGCCCUUCUUCUGCGAGGACCCCGAGACCGACAACCUAAUGGUCAAGGCCAUCCAGGUGCUGCGGAUCCACCUGCUGGAGCUGGAGAAGGUGAACGAGCUGUGCAAGGACUUCUGCAGCCGCUACAUCGCCUGCCUGAAGACCAAGAUGAACAGCGAGACGCUGCUGAGCGGGGAGCCGGGCAGCCCCUACUCCCCCGUGCAGGCCCAGCUGCAGAGUGCCAUCACGGGCACGCUCAGCCCCCAGGGACUCGUGGUGCCGGCGUCUGCGCUGCAGCAGGGGAACGUGGCCAUGGCGACCGUGGCAGGCGGCACCGUAUACCAGCCCGUCACGGUUGUCACGCCCCAAGGCCAGGUCGUGACCCAGGCCCUGUCGCCUGGGACCAUCAGGAUCCAGAACUCUCAGCUGCAGCUGCAACUGAACCAGGACCUGAGCGUCCUGCAGCAGGACGACGGCUCGGCCAAGAACAAAAGGGGCGUCCUGCCGAAGCACGCCACCAACGUCAUGCGCUCCUGGCUCUUCCAGCACAUCGGGCACCCCUACCCCACGGAGGAUGAGAAGAAGCAGAUCGCGGCACAAACCAACCUCACACUGCUUCAGGUCAACAACUGGUUCAUCAAUGCCAGGAGGCGCAUCCUUCAGCCCAUGCUGGACUCCAGCUGCUCAGAGACACCGAAGACGAAGAAGAAGACGGCCCAGAACAGGCCCGUCCAGAGGUUCUGGCCUGACUCCAUCGCGUCCGGCGCCACCCAGCCAGCCCCCAGUGACCUGGCCAUGUCGGAAGGCGCCGUGGUGACCAUCGCCACGCCCGUGAGCAUGAGCGUGGACAGCCUGCAGUCCCUGUCCUCGGACGGCGCCACGCUGGCCGUGCAGCAGGUGAUGAUGGCGGAGCAGAGCGAGGACGAGUCGGAGGACAGCACGGGGGACGGUGGCGCGGGGCUGACCCCCAGCCACAUGGGCGGGCUGGUGCUGGAGCACAGCGACUCCCUGCAGUAGCGCCGAGUGCGCGGGUGAGGAGAGUCGAAGGGGGGCUCCGGGUGGCGAGUGCCAGACCCGGGCUCGGAGCAGGCCUCAGGGCCAGGCUCGGGCCGGGGCUUUGAGGAAGCUUCUGCACCUUAGGACAAACUGCCAGUGGGCGCGGCUGUGUGCAGGGGGCAUGCAGCCCGCCCGCCAGCCUCUGCCAUUUGCUGUAUGUAAAAAGAAACUCCUAUUUUUACCUUGCUGGAAUUAUUGGAUAAAAAGCUAUUUUUAUAAAUUGGUUAUGAAUUGGAUUAUGACUAUAGUGAGGAUGAAAUUUCUAGAGAAGAAAUGAUAGGCGCUUCCUGUCCCAAUGUGGAUGUUCCGUGUGGACCACAUUGCAAGCCCCUGCCCAGAGGCAGCUGGCAUGGGGAGUGGGGGGGCUGCCAGCCCCACAGCCCCCUCCUCCCAGACGGCGCCUCACGCCUGCCCAGAGCCCGACUCUGCUGUCCGGUGAGUUCGGGCUGGUGAGACACGUCCGACCCAGAAGCAACUCCCGAGCACUGUCUGGGUGUCCUGCAAGGACAGAACGGCUGCCGAGUAGACUGUCAUCUCUGACAACCCCCAGCCCCGCUCGGAGUGGCCUCACGGUGCCGGCCUGCCCCCAGGGGGAGAGGAACCAGGGUGCCGGGGCUCUGGAGGGGCCGGGAGGGGGCCAGGUGGUGAGGCUGUGUCCGGCUCCAGGGAGCCCCAGGGGCAUGGGGCGGGGCCCAGGGUUGCUGAACUGGAGCCACUUUGUUCUGGAAGGACCCUUGGAGCAGGCCUGGUCAGCGCAGAGAGACCGACACACACCCACGCAUCCUGCGGACUGACCUCAGCUGACGGGCUGGACUGUCAGAACACGGCCGUCCCCCGGCCACCUGCUCCUCGGCUGGGCAGGUGGAUGCCCUCGCAGGGGGGUGCGGUCGGGUGGGCCGCUGUGGAAGCCCCGAGCUGGAUGUGUCAGGAAAGUGGAGAGCUGGGGCUGGGCGCGGGAGGGGCCCGGCCGGCCGCGCAGACUGUAACUUCCCUCUUGUUUGUGAAGCAACUGAGUCAAAACACGAAAAUCCAACACA